CAUGUUGCAGAGGUAGACGAUUCACCUUCCACUCAUUUCUGAUGUUUUUAUGAAAAAUCUUUUUUUUUUUCAAUUUGUAUUUUCCUCUGAUUGCUAGCAAUGGCCAAUGGAUAUAGCACUAAACGGAACGAAAUGGAGAACGAAACAGGAUUCAAGCAGCCGACCCCAGAUAGUUGGGAUUGGGCUUAGGCGAUGAUGAUGAUGAUUGCGAAAUAUAUGUAGUGUGGGACCCGUGGUUCAGUUAUUUUCGCCUUUGGGUUUUUGUCGGUAUCUGUAGUUGCAGCUGACUUUUCAGUUUUUUCUUGUCGGCGUUUGUCGUUUCUUCUAUUGGAAACCAAGUGCAGAUCCGUCGUAAAAAUUCGUUCUUUCGGUUGGGAUUUUUGUCCUUUUCGUAUUCGAAAUUCCCACGAACCGGUUAUCCGUUCCGUCACACAAUGCCGAUGAUAUGAGCCCGAAUUGAAUCUUUGGGUUGGUUCUGUUUAUCGAAUGGACAGUUUUGAGCUGGGGGCUGCAUUUUCGUUUUCAAUUUUGGAGGAUUGGAGCUUCUUUUCUUCUGGACGCUGAAAUUGUUUUAUGACUUGCCCAUCUAGGGGAGCUACUGUAGCUUAAGUAAUUAUGGUGGGCAUGGCUACAAGGAAGAUACCUGUUAAAGUUAAAAGGGAUCCCCGUAGUUUCACGUCUGUUUUGGCUUCUGCUGUUCAGGAAUGGUUGUUGAUAUUUCUGUUAUUUAUCAAUGGGGCUAUCUCAUACUUGUCAACAAAAUUUGCACGUUACUAUGAAUUGCCAACCCCAUGUUUAUUAUGUUCGAGGAUCGAUCAUGUCAUUGGCAAUGAGAACCCUGCAUCCUAUAAAGAUUUAUUUUGUGGUAAACAUAAGUUGGAGAUCUCAUCAUUGAUUCUUUGUCACAUUCAUGAUAAGCUUGUUGAUGUUCAUGGAAUUUGUGAAAGUUGCCUCCUUUCUCUUGCUACAAAUAAGUACAAAUCUGAAACAUGCAGGCUGUUGAUGGGAAAGCUAGGAGUGGAUCUUGAACAUUGUAUUGAUGGGGAGCAGCUACUUAAGGAGCUCAAGAAUGCUUCUUUGAAUACCGAACACUGUUCUUGUUGCAGGGUUGCAGAUUAUGCUUCUUUGCGAUAUUCAGUUGGACAUGGUAACUUGCCUGACUGGGACAUCUUAAGGAAGAGAAGGGAGAAGUCAUCAGGUGCAGUGAUGACUUCUCAUCUGGGGAGUUGUGGUUUUGAUCCUUCAUCACAUGUAGAAUAUUCUAAGCUUAAGAUCACAUCUGAUUCGGAGUCAGAAUUCCCUUUCUCUGAUGAUGAUGAGAGGAAUGCUCUUGUUUGUAAAACAGAAGAUCUCAAGCAAGAUUUUGUUACACAACGUGCACAGCUGGAUACUCCCAUUAUGUUUUCUGCGAUGGUACCCAAGACUUCAUCUAAUGACUUUAUCCCUGAGAAGCUGAUCCAUCGAGGUUCUUCACCUGAGCCUUCACUUUUAGUUCCACCUAUGCAAUGUGAAGAAAAUUACAUGGCUCAUGAAAUCAAUAAUCUCAAGGAAGAGAUUGUAGCUCUAUCUUCACGAUUGGAGUUCUUGUUCAAUUGUAUAGAGAUGAUACCCGAAAGUGCACCAGUUGAUUUGACCCCAGAGAAGCUGAGCCAUCAGGCUUCUACACCCGAACCUUUCCUUUUAGUUCCAUGCAUGCAACUUGAUGAGUACAGCAAUGUGACAUCUUUGGCAUCUACUAUUGCUUUUGGUCAUUGUAUGGAGCUUAACUGGCAUCAAGGUAAACAGAAGGCCAAUCCUUCUGCAACUCCUGAGCUUACCUCAAUAAAUGAUAUUUCUGCAUCAUCCAAUUCUGCAGAAGCUCCUAUUUGUGUACCAAGAAAGAACUUAGAUGCUACUGGAACUAGUCAUGUUGGAACUACUAUUACAGAGAACAUGGGAGCCUGUAAGCCAAAAAGUAUGCUGACUAUAGCUACUACAUCUGAUUUAAAAGAAGACCAGGUUUUAAAUGAUCUUGGUUCAACAACACCCAGUCAAAUGGAUCUUAAUGAUGCUUACAAGUUGGCCAUUAAUAACAGGGGAAGUCACGCCACUGGUAUGCUUUCAGAACAACUUGACAGUAAGUAUUCGUCAAGAGAAGAUCUCAAGGUACCAUUAUCACAAGUUUCUAAUGCUCGAGGACUUGAGCUAGCAUUAAACGAUGUGAGUCCUCGAGCAUAUGGAUUUGGUGACGAGUUGAAGAUUUCAGAUGCUUCUGUAGUACCACAACUACUUCCAAAGAAGAGCUUAACUGAGAAAAAUGAGUGUGGUACUGACUCAUGGGAUGAAAGCACUGCCAGUGAAACUGAAGUUGAAAGCAUUGUUGAUCGCUUGAAACGACAGUCUGAGUGUUACCGGAAAUGUAUGGCUGCCUUGUAUAAGGAACUGGAAGAGGAAAGAAAUGCUUCUGCAGUGGCUGCAAAUCAUUCAUUGGCUAUGAUUACUAGGUUGCAAGAGGAGAAAGCAUCACUUCACAUGGAGGCUUUGCAAUACCUACGUAUGAUGGAAGAGCAAUCAGAAUAUGACAUGGAAGCACUGCAGAAGGCAAAUGACCUUCUUGCUGAAAGGGAGAAAGAUAUACAAGAUCUGGAAGCAGAGCUUGAAUAUUAUAAAGAAAAGUACCCAAAUGAUUCAAUGUUGGAGGAAAUACAGGAGGAAAUGUGUGAUUUAAAGGGAAGAGACAUGAAAUUGGAGCAUUCACAUCCAAGUAGCAUACAGAAUAGCACCAGCAUUUCUUGUAACUCAACAUUUACUGAGAAAUGUGAAGGUGAUAAUAAAACUGAAGGAACUGAUGUGGUCUGCAGAGAUAACAGUAUUGGCAUUGCCAAAGAAAUAGAGGAGCCAAUGCGUGAUUUAAAGAGAAGAGACAUGGAAUUGGAACAUUCAGAUCCAAGUAGCAUACAGAAAAGCACCGGCAUUUCUUGUAACUCAACUUUAAAUAAGAAAUGUGAAGGUGGAAAUAGUACUGGAGGAACUGAUUUGGUCUGUGGAGAUAACAGUAUUGGCAUUGCCAAGGAUUCUCCGUUAGAUUUUGAAGAUGAAAAGUUGUACAUAUCUCAAUGCUUGAAGAAGCUGGAGAAGAAAUUGUAUCUAUUCUCUAAUAAUGGAGUUCAUGUUGACAUGUCUAAUGGUGGAUAUUCGGGGAAAGAAACACAUAUUCGGGAAAAGCUUCAUUGUGAGCAGGUAAGUCAAGGAAAUAUCCAACUAGAAGACAAUUCAUCAAUCCAGAAAGAUCAAUCUUUAUUUAGAGAAAGCCCUCCUGCUCAAGAAAGGUCUAGUCCCUCUAUCAGGGAUUCUGUGCUUGGUAGUAAAGGAGAUCAUAAUUUUGGUUCUGUUGAGGAAGAUUCCUCCAUUGCCAGUAGGGAAACCAAUUUAGUUGUUCUGAGGAAUGAAGUUUCCAACCUGAAUAACAGGUUGGAAGCAGUGGAGGCAGAUCACAACUUCCUCAAAUACACCAUUAGUUCACUUCAAAAUGGAGAUGAAGGCUUGCAAUUCAUUCAGGAGAUAGCUCAUCACCUACGAGAAUUACGAAGGAUUGUGACAAAGUGAAGAGAGAAAGCUUUUGAUUGAGCAUUUUGUUGCGACAACUUAGAGGGAGUUGAUAUUCUGGAAAACAGGAAAAAUUCAGUCAAAGCAUGGGUCAAGAGAAGAGGGGUAAUCUUGCAUCCAUGAUUUAACCCAAGGAAUUUGAUGAUCAAGUAGAGGAUUGUAUAUAAAAUAUCGUCAGCUUCAUUCUUUUCAAGAAAUGGAAGAUUCAUGUAGUUAGUUAUCAAGUCUUGAAGCAUUCUCUUUAAGCUUUAUUUCUUUUCUUUUCGAAAGAGUUUUCUUCUUUCAUUUGGUAUAUUUUGAUCCUUACCUUGGUUUUAUUUAGAUUGCUUGUAGGGUGAAUGUAUAUGUUGUAAUCUUUUGUUUUUGAGCAGCAAGCUUUUAAUUAAGUUAUAGAAGGGGUAAUAUAUGCAUGUAAAGAUAGCAAUUUUUUCAUUAUUCUUUAGGUUGGUUUCUAUCAACCAACAUACUGAUGUUGUAUAUUCAAACAGAUUGAGGUUUCACUUGGUUAUAAUGAUCUUACGCAA
Messenger RNA from Nelumbo nucifera (sacred lotus), 4109 nucleotides. Its product is annotated as putative myosin-binding protein 4. The record is from RefSeq and is a predicted model, not a curated record. Lineage: Eukaryota; Viridiplantae; Streptophyta; Magnoliopsida; Proteales; Nelumbonaceae. Gene Ontology annotation, molecular function: myosin binding.